UCUCCAGGAAUGAUCACGCGGAUUUAACGCCUUAACUGUCGGUGGACCCUCCAGCCCCAAUGGCACAUUCGUAAAUAAUUCCAAAAGUAGUGGAUCCCAUAGUCACAUUGAACUUUUUCCCUACUUCUUCUGCUGCUAUAUAUGUAUGGAGCUCUGUACACUGUUUUCAAGUUCAUCAAUAUUCAAUGCAAAUAAAAACUGUCGGCAGAACUAGUUAGCUAUAUUACCUGCAUUUUUCUAGCUACUUUUUCUUUCACUUUUCUUUUCAACUUAAUUUGCUCCGUCCAAGGCUGAACAAGAGGUGGCGCCGCCAGUUGACAAAAUGCAGCGCUGCCGUGGAUUCAUUGGGAAUGGUACAUUAUGUUGUCUAGUGUUGUUGGUGUGUUUAAAGGUGUCUGGUGAGAUCCCAGUGCCGCGCAAGGUUUCUGACCUACAUUGGCAUCCUGCCACUGCCACUUGGUACGGCAGUCCUGACGGUGAUGGUAGCGACGGGGGAGCAUGUGGGUACGGGUCAUUAGUUGACGUUAAGCCGCUGAGGGCCAGAGUGGGAGCGGUGAGCCCAGUACUGUUCAAGAACGGGGAAGGGUGUGGGGCAUGCUUCAAAGUUAGGUGCCUAGACAAGAGCAUAUGCUCUAGGAGGGCCGUGACCAUCAUUGUAACUGACGAGUGCCCCGGAGGGUACUGCGCCAAUGGGCGCACCCACUUCGACCUAAGUGGUGCAGCCUUUGGCCGCAUGGCUAUAAACGGUGAGAGUGCACAGCUCAGGAACCGAGGCGAACUCCCGGUGGUUUAUAGAAGGACCCCAUGUAAAUAUCCUGGGAAGAACAUUGCUUUCCAUGUUAAUGAAGGUUCAACUGAUUAUUGGCUAUCUCUUCUGGUGGAGUUUGAGGAUGGAGACGGAGAUGUUGGGUCAAUGCAUAUAAGAGAAGUACGUUCUAGUGAGUGGCUAGAGAUGAAUCAUCUAUGGGGAGCAAAUUGGUGUAUUAUUAGGGGACCCUUGAAAGGACCAUUCUCAGUGAAACUAACAACACUAUCAACAGGAAGAACACUCUCUGCAAGGGAUGUCAUUCCAAGAAAUUGGUCGCCAAAAGCAACUUACACCUCUCGCCUUAACUUCUUCUAAAUGUGAAAGUAACAACUGGUCCACGACAAAGAGGGAACUAAGCCCCUUCUUUUUAUGUCAAAAGGCUCCCUUGCU
Molecule: messenger RNA, 1198 nt
Organism: Durio zibethinus
Lineage: Eukaryota; Viridiplantae; Streptophyta; Magnoliopsida; Malvales; Malvaceae
Product: expansin-B3-like
Biological process (GO): sexual reproduction
Cellular component (GO): extracellular region; plasmodesma
Source: RefSeq, a predicted model, not a curated record